AUGUGUACAGAGUUGAGAGCGGAAUAUGAGAAAACAAUACAUGAGCUAAUAUCAAUGGGACAUAUUGUAAAAGCCGAUCAGAAAAAACAGGGGAAGUAUUAUAUGCCACAUCAAGCGGUUGUACGCGAAACACGCCGUACCACAAAAGUUAGAGUCGUGUUCGAUGCAUCAUCGAAAACAUCGAAUGGAAGGCCGUUAAACGAUAUACUUCAUACGGGUCCAAAGCUACAGAAAGACAUAUUCGACAUAAUCACCAAAUGGAGAUUGUGGAAGUUUGUUAUAUCAGCCGAUGUGGAAAAGAUGUUCCGACAGAUUAGAGUUGAAGAGGAAGACCAGGACUACCAAUAUGUACUCUGGAGAGAUGGAAAGUCCGAGCCCGUACAACAAUAUAAACUCACCACAGUCACAUAUGACACAGCGCACCUUUUUUGGCAAUAA
Messenger RNA from Musca vetustissima, 438 nucleotides. RefSeq lists its product as uncharacterized. The transcript has a single exon. The coding region runs from base 1 to 438 and encodes 145 amino acids. The record is from RefSeq and is a predicted model, not a curated record. Lineage: Eukaryota; Metazoa; Arthropoda; Insecta; Diptera; Muscidae.